AUGGCUUGUAUAAACGACGAGAACUCUCAUUUUUAUUCAUCGUCGUCUUCUCUUCCGGUGAUUGCCUCUCGGAAAUUUUCUGUCGGAGACGACGGGAAGUCCGGCGACGAGUUUCCUUUCGAGAGGGUUUUCCCGGUUUAUGCUAAAGGAACCCUUAAUCCCGAGCCCAACCGGGUUUUGCUGGAUUUUACCAAUUCUGGUUAUGACCCAAUUUGGAACACCAUAAGACAAGAAGCUAAGCUUGAGGCAGAAAAGGAACCGAUUUUGAGCAGUUUCUUGUAUGCGAGUAUCUUGUCGCAUGACUGUUUAGAGAAAGCAUUGGGUUUUGUUCUGGCUAACCGUCUCCAGAACCCUACCUUGUUGGCUACUCAACUCAUGGUUAUAUUUUGCAAUGUUAUUGUACACGACAGAGGUAUUCGAAGCUCCAUUCGCCUUGAUCUUCAGGCAUUUAAAGACAGAGAUCCUGCUUGUUUAUCAUAUAGUUCAGCUAUUUUGCACCUCAAGGGCUAUCUUGCGCUGCAGGCGUAUAGAGUUGCACAUAAGUUGUGGAAGCAAGGACGAAAACUACUAGCAUCGGCAUUGCAAAGCCGAGUAAGCGAGGUUUUUGGAAUCGAUAUUCAUCCGGCGGCAAGAAUUGGGGAGGGAAUAUUGUUGGAUCAUGGAACUGGUGUAGUCAUAGGUGAGACUGCUGUGAUUGGGGACCGAGUCUCGAUUUUACAGGGCGUGACAUUAGGAGGAACUGGGAAGGACACCGGUGACCGGCAUCCAAAAAUAGGCGACGGUGCUCUUCUUGGAGCAUGUGUGACUAUACUCGGUAACAUUAGGAUAGGAACUGGAGCAAUGGUAGCUGCUGGUUCGCUUGUGUUAAAUGAUGUUCCUGCGCAUAGCAUGGUGGCUGGAAAUCCGGCGAAAGUGAUCGGGUUUGUUAAUGAGCAAGAUCCUUCUCUGACAAUGGAACAUGAUGCUACCAAAGAGUUCUUUCGAAAUGUAGCUGUUGCUUAUAGAGAGACAACACCAAAUGUUUCAGGAGUUGCAGAGAAGAGUGACAUUAUAAAAGAGAAUAUGAGAUCAUCAAUCCAUCAUCAGUAG
This is a messenger RNA of Microthlaspi erraticum, 1089 nucleotides long. The record is from the annotation of a GenBank genome assembly. Lineage: Eukaryota; Viridiplantae; Streptophyta; Magnoliopsida; Brassicales; Brassicaceae.